UAAGCAAAUCGAAUACAAAACUCAGAGAGUUUCUUAAUUAAGUAUAAUACGUUUUAACCCAAACUCAAUUGAAGCUAUAUUUUAUUUUACAGUGAAAGGAACGAAAAGUACUACCACACCCUUCUUUCUAAUGUAAUUCAAGUAAUUGAGACAUAAAUCUGUCUACCCUAAAGGGGUCAACAAACUUAGGUGAAUUACGAGUGGUUGCACUUAUGGCCUCGCAUGCCUCACCAUACUAAGAAAUUAGAAAUGGCUUAAAACAAAAUUAUUUAUCCCAGAUAAAAUAAUAGUUUUCUCUUUGAAAUUAAAUUUAUUUACUUUUCGCUUCUUAGAAAAAAACACCGUUUUGCAUCACUGAUGAACUUAAAUAUUAUAAUUCUGACCCAAACCUAUCGUUACCGGGUUUUACUACUCCGAUACUGUUGCUUAGUAACGUAUGGUUUUAAAUAUUUGAUCAAUACUUUAUUACGCUCCAGCUGUGUAAUCAUGGUCAGUUUAAACAAAUUUAAAACCCACCAAAAUAAUGUCUAUCUUGGCCAUCCACAUCAAUUUUGGAGGCUGCGCCAUCGUAGGGACAUGGAGACCCUGAUAAACGUAGCUGACCUAAAGACGAGUUUGGACAAAGUUUCUUAUGAUGCUCUGCACUUACAAAAGGCUAUCAUAAAUAGGACAAGUGAAAAGGUCAGUAAACUUUUGAAUCAAGAAGAAAUAAGACUUUGACAGAGAAGGGAGAAGCUUCGAUGUCUUCUUGGUGAAGAAGAAAGACAAUUAGCUUCUGAACUUUUAAGAAGAAAAGAAUUAGAAGAGUGUAAAUACUGUGUUGCUCGAAAGAGUCAACUAGAGCAAUAUGAAGAAGAAUUGGAACAUGAGAAAAUUAUGGAGUGUCAAAAAGCGAUGGAAAGAGAAAAAAUGGCAAAAUGCAUGCAAUGCAGAAGAGAAGAUGAAAUACAGUUGCAAAAAAUUCACAAGAUGCAAAUGCAAGAGAAGGAAUAUAUAGCAUCAGUGAAUUCAGAAAUAGAUGAAAUGUGGCAUCGAGUAUUAUUGGAUGAUGUUAAAGAAAAGGAGGAUAGAGAAAGAUUGAAAGCUGAACAUCUUAAACGUGCAAUGCAAGAUCGAAGGCAAGCUUAUGAUGAACAAAUUGCCAGCGCCAAUAGAAAGGCAAGAUAUGCUCUUAAAAUGGAGAGAGAAGAAGAUAAUAGAAUAAUCGAGAAAAUAAAGGAGAGAAUGGAAGAAGAAUAUUUUGAUACAAUCAAGAGGAAAAAGGAACAACAAAUUCAAAACCGAAUUAACUACUUAGAGGGCCAUAAACAGAAGAUGUCAGAACUCAGGAACAGACGAUUAGAAGAGAGAUCAAUUGAUCAACGAACAAUUGAAGUCGCAUUAAAAGAGUUACGGGAGGAGAGGUACAAGAAAAUGGCUGAAAUCAAAUCAUUUCAUAGAGAACAGCAAUUAUGUAUUGAUAAUAUGGAGAAGGAAAGAAAAUUGAUUAAACAUUUAGAGAACGAAUGCAAUAGGAUUGUAGGCGAAUGGAAAGCAGGGAGCGAAAGGGACAACGAUACAAAAAUACAAAUGUUCGAAAAGGAGAAACAAAGUAACAAAGAGAAAUAUGCCAGUGAGUACAGAAAGUAUUUAAAAGAAAAGGAAACGGAAAUCGAAAAUACAAGAAAAGAAAGGAGAAAGAUUAAAGAAGACGUAAACAAAGCUGCCUUGAGAGAGGUUGAGUUAAAGUUGAUGAGGGCUAAUGAAGAAUUCAGGGCACAAGAGGAGUAUAAGAGAAGCUUAGAAAGUCAAAUACAAAAUAAUCAGCGAGCAAUGGAGAUCGAGUCAUUUAAUACGGAGAUGAAACAAAAACCUUUCACACGACCAGCGAUUAUGUUUAAAGAUGCGAUGCAAGAUAAAAUUAAUAAGGGAAGAACAAGUACAAAUCCAGUACAUCCGUUUAGAAGAUUAUAUUUGCAAGCAAAUGAGAGCCGCUCUUCAGUUUCUCUACCUGUUAUAUCUAAAUAAAAUAUUA
Messenger RNA from Pieris rapae (cabbage white), 2014 nucleotides. RefSeq names its product inner centromere protein-like. NCBI's taxonomy places the organism in Eukaryota, Metazoa, Arthropoda, Insecta, Lepidoptera, Pieridae. The transcript has 10 exons. The coding region runs from base 877 to 2007 and encodes 376 amino acids. The record is from RefSeq and is a predicted model, not a curated record.